Dermacentor silvarum is the source of this 723-nucleotide messenger RNA. RefSeq lists its product as uncharacterized. Bases 57 to 596 code for a protein of 179 amino acids. The transcript is spliced from 6 exons. Gene Ontology annotation, biological process: symbiont-mediated perturbation of host defenses. Lineage: Eukaryota; Metazoa; Arthropoda; Arachnida; Ixodida; Ixodidae. Gene Ontology annotation, molecular function: amine binding. The record is from RefSeq and is a predicted model, not a curated record.
AUAAGAGACGCUCAGUUGCAGCUUACUUUCAAUAGGCCCCACCUUGCCAAAAUAACAUGGAGCACGUUUGCUUUCUGGUUGUUCUCGUCGUUACUUUGCAGCUAUCGCUUGCAGCAAGUCAGGAAACCAGCGAUGUUCCAGACAGCUUCAAGAUCUACGAAAACUUCCCAUUCGCCGUUGCGGUAUCGGACAGUGACAACGACCGUAGAUACGAAUGUGUGACGACGAGAAGAAUGUGGCUACUACCGGAAGAAAAGAAAGGAGAAUAUAUUUGGCUUCUGGAAGGCCAUGACGGCAAAUCGAAGCAAACGGUUAGCUUCUACGUAUUUGAAGGAAGCAGCCCUGACACAGUCCGUUUCACAGUGGGCUCUGAGGACUCACCUUCCAAUGAGGCUAAGUUUUACUACAGCGACUAUGAGAACUGCGCCGUGAUCGACAUACCAUACAAUGGACGCCAAUGCAUGCUGUGGACGAAAGAAACAGUCAAAGAUUCGGUGCCCCAAAAAUGCUUGGAUGAGUUCCAGAAGAAUUGUGGCGUCGGCGCUCCACUUUACAACAAGGACCUUUGCAGUAAAGAUGAAGUGGCCGAAUGGUGACGAAGAAAAGAACGCAGCUUAUUGCCACCAGGCUGACAAAUACAUUCAUUUCACCUUCAACACUUUCACUGGAGGCAUCGAUGCAACUAUUGAAUAAAUGCAGAAGAAAAAAAAGAACACCAGAAAA